UUGUGUACUCGCGGUUCCUGAACGUCUCACUGCCUCUGCGAACUUUCCGACAGCAUGUGAAGGCAGCAAAUAGCUAACCGGUUAGAUUAGCAUUAUGCUAGCACCGCGGUUCGCAGCUCUUGCGAGGGCGCCUCUCGUAACCGCAGUCUGUAAUGGCAUCAUGGACUGAAAGCACCAGGCGUGUCCUCUCCCAGUACAAAUGGAUGUCAGUGAGUGUGUUUUAUCGGCGGGGAGAGCCGUGUUGGACGUGGUGGAGCGGGAGUGGCAGCCCCUGUCUGGGAGCGAGCUGGAGCAUCGGCUAGACCAGGCGGUGGAGGAGAUCCUGGAGUCAGACCUUCUAGCAAAACUGGAAACCCAACCUCCUGCUAUUUAUGUACAGUUACUGCAGAGUCAAGCAAAUACGCCGGUGCAUGUUACACACACAGCAACCACAACAUCCAGCCCCCCGGGGGAGGAAGAGGAGUCUCAGGAGCGGCUGGAUAAUGUGGACAGUGAAGCAGUCAAGCACAUCUCAGAGCUGCUGCAGAGCUCCAAAUCCAGGGCCCGAAUGGCUGGACGAGCCCGCUUAUCUCUGUCCCACACCGUCCUCUUGUCUCUCACCCUGCUGUCCGAGCGAGUCAGCUACCGCUCUGUGUCCCGCCGCUUCCAGCUGGAGAAAGGAAACAUCCACAGGAUCUUCUUUUCGUUCUGCGACCGCAUCAACAUGAUGGAGGCGAGGCAAAUCAGAUGGCCAGUUGGCAGAGAGGCUGUAGAAGCACUGUUCCCGUUUUCCAGUCUUCUUGUAAAAGACAAGCAGAAAGAGGCACAAGGAGUCCUUCAGGUCCUAGGAGUGUUGGGACACACCCGGAUCCCUAUUCGCUUGCCUAUAGGGAAAAAUGAUGUCGAGAGCAUGGCCCCUGAGCUGAAGAGAAUGAAGACGGAGGCCCAUCCUGACUCUUGGCUAAACCUUGAGCUUGUGUGUGACCACAGGGGCAGGUUCAUACACUGCAGAAUCAGUAAAGGGUCAGAUGUGGAUAGAGGCAGCGCUCUGAGAGACAGGCUUAAACAGCAUCCUGAACUGAUGCCCCUUGAUUCUUGCCUUGUAGCCAGAGCCGGCUACCCACUCACUGCUCAGGUUUUAACGCCAUACACGGGAAGUCAGGGCCCAAGAGAAGAACUCUUCAACAAGACGUUGGAAGGGCAUUUUCAGAUCCUAGAUCAGACUGUUGCCAACCUUAGAGCCAGAUUUCAAAGACUCAGGUAUCUGGAUAUUGGAAACUUUGAACGAGCAAAAGCUGUGGUGUUGACUGCCUGUGUGUUACAUAAUGUGUUUCUGGAAAUAGGACAAGUAGUUCAAGGAGAGUUUGUGGACAAGGAAGCAAUAACCCAAGAAAAAGAGGGGCCGGUAGAUGACGGUGGCGUACGCAGACGUGACAUCAUUGCAGAUUUGCUGUUUGAACAAGUGGAUUCUGAAAGAACAUGAUGUUACAAUGCUUGCAGGAGGCCUUAUGUAAAUAACAUGUUUCCCUUUAACUUUAGGAGACGAUAGUUUUUACGAUUUGUUUACAAGAAACAAUCCACAGCUGCAACCAGUUUUCUGCCAUAUUUGUGUUACAGUUUAUAAAUGAGAACUAAAAACAAUAUAAUAAAACCAAUGAUAUGAA
This is a messenger RNA of Mugil cephalus (flathead mullet), 1643 nucleotides long. RefSeq lists its product as uncharacterized. The record is from RefSeq and is a predicted model, not a curated record. The transcript is spliced from 3 exons. NCBI's taxonomy places the organism in Eukaryota, Metazoa, Chordata, Actinopteri, Mugiliformes, Mugilidae. Bases 200 to 1462 code for a protein of 420 amino acids.